Debaryomyces hansenii CBS767 is the source of this 915-nucleotide messenger RNA. Its product is annotated as cytochrome-b5 reductase. The coding region runs from base 1 to 915 and encodes 304 amino acids. NCBI's taxonomy places the organism in Eukaryota, Fungi, Ascomycota, Pichiomycetes, Serinales, Debaryomycetaceae. The transcript has a single exon. Gene Ontology annotation, cellular component: endoplasmic reticulum; plasma membrane. The record is from RefSeq and is a predicted model, not a curated record. Gene Ontology annotation, molecular function: oxidoreductase activity.
AUGGAAGAUAAAAGAGAAUUAUUAAAGCAGCCGUUACACGGUAUUUAUAUACCAAUCUUGUUAAUGUUAGUUGGUACUUUAAUUUUUGGUGUUGAGUAUUUACCGUACACUAUUGCCAUUAUAGUAGUUGUUUGCAGUGUCAAAUUUUAUGAAUCUUACUCCAAGAGACUGUCGAUGGACACCCUCAAAUGGAAAGAAUUUGAGUUGAUUGACAAGACUAUUGUUUCAAGAAACUCUGCUAUUUAUAGGUUCAAGUUGAAGAAUGACGAUGAGGUAUUAAAUAUUACACCGGGACAUAAUGUUGCAUGUUGUAUGGAAAUCGACGGAAAGGACGAGAUUAGGUAUUAUUCACCAAUAUCCAAUCAGUUCGAUACCGGAUUCUUUGACAUCUUGGUCAAGUCUUAUCCUACUGGUAAGAUUUCCAAGAGAUUUGCCAUGCUUAGAGAAGGACAAACCGUCAAAUUUAGAGGACCAGUAGGUAGAUUAGAGUACAAGACCAAUAUGGCUAAGGAGAUAGGAUUAAUUGCUGGUGGUUCUGGUAUCACUCCGAUCUUGCAGGUUAUUACUGAAAUUAUCACUAAUCCCGAAGAUCAAACCAAGAUUUCCUUGAUUUUUGCCAACGAAACUCAUAACGAUAUUUUAUUGAAGAGCGAAAUCGAUGAAAUUGCUAAGAGAUAUCCUAAUUUCGAUGUUCAUUACACUUUGACUCAUGCUCCAACUGGGUGGGAAGGUAGUACUGGGUUUGUGACAAAAGAAAUGGUCCAAAAACAUAUGCCAUCUCCAGAUGCUCAAAAUAAGUUAUUCAUUUGUGGCCCUCCAGAGAUGAAGAGGUCUUUGAUUGACAUUUCAGCCGAAUUGGGUUGGGAAAAGGGUGUUAUGAAGUCGGCUACAGAGGACCAAGUUUUCUGUUUCUGA